This is a messenger RNA of Abrus precatorius (Indian licorice), 1014 nucleotides long. RefSeq lists its product as uncharacterized. Gene Ontology annotation, biological process: photosystem I assembly; response to photooxidative stress. NCBI's taxonomy places the organism in Eukaryota, Viridiplantae, Streptophyta, Magnoliopsida, Fabales, Fabaceae. The coding region runs from base 1 to 1014 and encodes 337 amino acids. The record is from RefSeq and is a predicted model, not a curated record. Gene Ontology annotation, cellular component: chloroplast thylakoid membrane. The transcript has a single exon.
AUGAUAGCUGAGGGUGAUUUCCAUGUAACAAAGAUGGACGGACCCAAAAUCUCAAUGAAGGAAAACGAGCAAAAGGAAAAGCGUAUUGUGAUGGAUGCACUGUCACAGAAUGCAUCUUCCACUAAACACAGGACUUUUGAGUCUGCUUUACCAAAUGUUAGUACAUCUCUGGUAGUAACUGAUUUGCACCGUGCAAUAUCAUUACAACCUCCAAACCCAAAACUCCUUAGCCAUAGUCUUCCAAAUUCAGCCAACUCAUCACCUAUGUUCACUUCAAAUUUGAUGAAGAAGAAAUCGAACGGUGGGAGGAGCGUAGAAUCACCAUGUCAAGCUAGUAGUAUACUCAAGCAUAAGUGUCUGGUACAAGAAAUGCACUUAAGGAGAAGCAAGUCAUAUGGUGAAGGAAGAGCAUAUGCAUCCUUAGAUGAGUUUGAUCUCUGGUUGGUCAAACCAAGCACGGCCGAACAACAUGAUAACAUACAUCAUGGCAGCUUCUCCAUAACUGAAGCCAUCAAAGAGGGUCCUGUGAAUGGCAAGGACAUGGAAUCAUGUGAAGAAGAGGGGUUUAAGUGCAGUGCUCUUUGUCUGUAUUUGCCUGGCUUUGGGAAAGCAAAGGCAGUUAAAGCCAGAAAAGAAGGGUCAGAAAUGGGAGGUGCAAUAUCUAGGACUGUUUCUUUGGAGAAGUUUGAAUGUGGUUCUUGGGCUUCUUCUGCACUGUGCCAUGAAAUUGAAGGAGACCCCAUGAAUUCCUACUUUGAUCUUCCAAUGGAAUUGAUCAAGUGCAGUGCUAAUGAUGUUCAUGCACCCGUUACUUCAGCUUUUGUCUUUGAGAAGGGCCUUAAAGGGGUCCUCAAGACUGGUUCCUCCAGAACUAGUGGUAGAAAAUCAGACACAUCACCUCUCCAUGUUGGGUUUUCUACAUCUCACACUGCCUCUGCAGCAUCCUGCAUUUCUCCUCGUUUAAGAAAAGUCAAAGAAGAUUUUAACGCCUUCUUAGAAGCACAAAGUGCAUGA